AUGGACAGUCGAGAGGUGGGAGAUUUACUGGACGAGUGCCUCGGGGCAGCAGAAGCAGCAGGUCGGCAGUCCACCGGGGUUUCUGAGGCAGGGCCCACCACACAAGAGCGGCUGAAUUACUGCAGCUGCAGAGACUCGCUGUGUGCCGAACUGGCCUCCCUCCUGCAGGAAGCCAUGGACAUGAAAUGGCCUUUUGCACCGGAGAAGUGGCAGUAUAAGCAGUCUGUCAGCGCCGCUGACAAAACCAACCUCAAUGACCUCAUCAGCAAACACUUGUCUCAACUACUGGAUCUCCUGAAGGCCUGCAUCAGAGCUGAGGAGGCACACUGUGCACUGGCAGUUGUCUUCUUAGUGGACCGUUACCUCUACUGGACUGAUGAUUCAAGCCGUCUGCUGAAGAUUGCCAAGCUUCUCCACAGACGCUACCCCGAGACCCCCAUAGCCCCCCAGCUGGUCAUACGGCAGGCCAGGGUCUAUUUUAACUCGGGAAAACUGCAGAAGGCAGAGUACAUCCUGAGCAGCCUGAUUAACAACAGCGGGACGACAGGUCAUUGGAUAUACCACUCUGAAAGUGACCGGGUGCUCGUGCAGGCUGUGAGUGUUCAAGUGCGUGGCACGAUUUUGCAAAAGCUGGGCCUGUGGUUAGAGGCUGCAGAGCUAAUAUGGGCUUCCUUGGUUGGGUACUACUCGCUUCCUCAACCUGACAAAAAGGGUAUUGGAACUUCCCUUUGUAUACUGGCCAGUAUAUUGGUAUCUAUGAAUAAUGAGGACUUCCGUGCCUUUAGGACUAAUCCAGAUAUUGAUUUUACGUUACUUGGGGAUGGAAAUCAUCGUCUUCUCUCAGCAGCCCAAGCUGCUAAGAUGGCAGUGGUAUACACUCAGUAUACUUCACUGUAUGUUUUGACUAAUGUGACAACCCACGGUACCUGCUUGCUAUCAUACAGUUUCUCUGUGGAGUGCCCAGAUUCUCAAAGACAGUCAUUUCUCCAGCAGGCACAAGAAGCAUUUACAAUUGGCCUUCUCACCAGAGCAGAGGGUGAUCUGGUAACCAGCAAGCAGGAGCUUCAUACCUUUCUAAAAGCUGCCUAUUCCCUCACUGUCACUCACAAGUGGCUUGGAACUCCUUUGGAGGUUGUAGCACAGGCAGUUCAAGCUUGUCAAAAUGCUUUAUCUAGUUUUUACAGUUACUGCCAUGCUGGUACCCAAGACAAAGACAGCCUGUGCACUGAGAUCAUGCACCUGGUCACCCAAGUCAAGCUGCUUCUCCGAGUGGAGCCUUUCCUUAAUUCAGACAAGGGGUCUUUUGUCCCUGACAGCUACAGAAAUGUCAAAGACACCUCUGUAAAUUUUACUCAUGCAGGUUUCGCUAAGAUAAUGAGGCGGUUCCAAAAGUAUCACGAGUCACUGUGUGAGACCACUAACACACACUGUAGGGAUGCUAAAGAUGAGAUAGAGAUGGACAGAGGAAGGCCGUGUAUAACAGCGCUUUGGACAACCACUAGCACACUCAACACAGAGGCUCAGGGAGGCUCACAUUCAUCCAGCGUGCAUAUGCCUCAAAAGCCUGAAAGCACAGAUAUCCUUGGCUCCUCGUGGCAGGAAGUGUCCAUAACAAGUUCAGGCUCUCCUCAGCCCAGCAGAAGUUAUACAGGAAGCAGUGCUAUUGGACAUAGAGAGGGAGCGACCAAUCAGAGCUGUCUACCCACAGAAGAUGAUGAAGAAAGGUCAGACGACAAGUCACAGUCUCCCCAUGAAAACAAGAAGCGAAACUUACAGGGUUGUAACUCUGGUGUCAGUUCUGCACUACCUGCCACUUCCUCCUCCAGCAUGAGCAGAGAUUCAGAAAACUUUCAGAUGAUAAAAGCUGAAAUAGAAACGCUGACCUCUGAAGAGGACGUGAUGUCUGGCGUUGCUGAGGCAAUAGCUGAAGGAGUAGUGCAGUCCUUAUCCCAGCUAUCUAUAACAUCCUCUUGCUCCCUUGGGGACAGUUUCAGUUCCCAGUCAUCAUGGGAAAAACUUUCAGCUGAUCUGAAUUCUCCCACAUACAGGAAACCACAACCAAGUAGUAUUUCCAAAGCAGGAGCUUGCCAAAACAGCGAUUCACCAGAUUCAGAUGGGAGCUUCUUCAUUUGUGAAACGGUCGAUUUUGAAACAGAUGAUUCCCCUUCUGAUCACAUGAGCAAAAACCAGAAAAUACGUGCUUUAUUAAAACCACAACUGAUCAAAAGCCCCAAAGUUUACCAAAAUGCGGAAACUGAAGUACAACCUGCAACAAACAGCACUUUAGCAAUGCAAAAUAGUCAAUCUCAGGCUGUCACAGAACUGUUACCUGUCACUGAAACCUCUACAAAGAGUUCAUUUGGAGUCCUGGAGGUAAACCAAAGUUGUUGUCAACAAACUGAGGUGCAGAAUGUGCCCCAGAAGAAGAACUCCAUGUGCUACAGCUGCCUAGACCCAAGCACUGUAGCUGAUGUUGUCCCUAUGAAACCCUUCUUGUUGUCACAAUGGGAUUACCGAGCCCUUCUGGCUGGCAUUUGCAAUGAUUGUCUGCUGAAGAGGUUGCACAAUGAUGAGAAAAAAUUCAAGUUGGAGCAGUACAAAACUGCCCACAGUGCUCUCCAUUUAAAGUUCUCCAAGGCCACCGGACUGUGGACAGCCAUGGAAACUUGUGUUUACAUUGGUGACUCAAUGGGGGAGAAGGGCGCGCAGAGAACAACAAUAUGGGUGCAGUUUUUACACCAGGAGGAGCGGCUAAGCAAAUAUGUGGGGAAAGAUUACUUGAAGCCAAAGCUGAUCCAGUUUCCUCUGAAAGAUGUGGAGCGACAGAUGACAGCCCAGUACUAUGUGACUGAAUUCAACAAAAGUCUCUACGACAAAGAAGUUAUGGCUCAGAUCUUCUUUAUUCCGUCAGAAGCCCUGUUGAUUCUGGAUGGAGAUGAGAUUGUGGGCUGUGUAACCGUGGAGCCCUACAUGCUUGGAGACUUUGUCAAACUGACCAACAACACUGAAAAGAAGGAGAAGAUGUUCCAUGCUACAGAUUAUGGCCUCGCAUUUGGACACUUCACCUACCUGUUCUCUGGUGGCCAGGAAGUCGUUGUAGAUUUACAAGGAUGGGUGACAGCCAACGGCAAAGGACUGACCUACCUCACAGACCCACAGAUUCACUCCACCAGGAUCCCUAAGGGUCCUUCUAACUUUGCUGCCAGAGGGCUCAGUUUGUUCCUGAAAUAUCAGCAUGGACCUGAGUGCAAUCAGAUUUGCCACCUGCUCAAACUACCUCCACUGGACCCAAACUCAAACGUUUCUCCUCAAAAACUUUGAGACGUUGGACACUAUUUAUUGCUAUCCACAAAAAACUGAAAAUUAUUUAAGGGGCUUGUUUUGGCAAGUUUUUGGAACUGACUGCUUUUCUUUUUUUAAAAUGUACCGAUAAAUGCACUGUGCACCCUUUUCUUGGAAUGCUAGAAGUGUAACAGAUUUACAAAGAGCUUUUGGGUGCUACAUUUAGUUACAAGAGAGUCACAAGGAAAGAUGAUUUGAUAAGAGAAAAAAUAUUUUUUUAAAGAUGUUAUCCAUCACUGUCUCCUCUCUAUGAGUGGAUUGCUGCCUAACUGGAAAGGGAGUGAAUCACCUGAUGCUGUUUGAAGUGGUUUUGAAUGCUAUUAUGGAAGAUUUUAAGUAGUCUGUCCUUUUACUGGGAUAUAAAAACAUGUUGUGUUUGGGGUCUGGGGCCUUUAUUUGUGGUGCUGUCCCCCAAUCCACUCCUCUUAGACUGAAAAACGAUGCAAUAUCCCAGGGCUGUAAAAUCCCUCUAUUGCUGUGCUUGCUUGGUAAUGUUGCACAACUUGACAAAAUGUCUCAUAAUGCACAUCCGCAUAACCACACAAUGCGUUCAUGCACAUGUGACUCCCACACAAUUCUAAUGACAUGUAAAAUAUGCAAAUAUGUGCAACUGUUGUAUUGUCUUCUUUUCUUGUUUGUAUCACUGCAUAUUUUGUCCUUUUGUAACAAUAUAGAUAAAAAAUUAAUUAACUUUGAUGAUAAAAGCCAGCAAUGUUUAGUGAACUGUAAAAUCUGUGUAAACAGGCUACAUGAAGAUGAUUAUUGUGCAGUCUUCUCUACUGAAAUGUUUUUGGUGCAUAUGGUCCAGUAAAUGAGUGAUAGAUAGAUGUUUGAAAAAGAUACUUUAUUGAUUGCACAAGGGAAAUUGAUGUGUUGCAGCAGCACGAUGAAGGGUACAGUCUACAAUAAACAGCACAGUUAAAAAAAAGGGCCACAGGUGCCUGGUAAGGGCCUUAUACUAUGAGAUAGUGCAGGAAUUUAUAUAUUUACAACAGUGAUAAAAAAACAAAGAAAAAGAAAAAUGAUGUUAGUAAGACUGACGUUUGUAAGGGAGAAGUGCAAAUUGCAUUAAUAAAUAAAAUGUACAAAUUAAAUCGUGAGAAAAAGCUGCAUGAAGGUAUAAUACAAAAAUGUGUUUGGGACCAUACGCCUGACAGGUGUGGCACCUGUCACAGAAUGAAGAGUUGUUACUAUACAACUUUACAGAGAGUGGUAGGAAUGAGUUCCUGCAGCGUGCUUUAUGGCAGCGAGGUUUAUGUAGUGCAGAGACAAUCAACUAAAAAUGGCUUCUGACAACAGAACAGUACCUUGUGUAGCAGAUCCACCAUUAGUUGUGUACCUGUGUGUGUGUUAACAGGUCAAUAAAUGGAGCCCUUUGCAAAGUGCUUUGCAAACUGCCAAUGGGGAAAAGUGUAAUGUAAAUAUAGUCCAUUUAUCUUUACAAGGGGUGUGCAACAUGGUCAAGGUGAAUACAGUAGAAAGACCUGACUGACAUCAUUUCAGUGCGACACAUGACUGCUGCAGGUCUACACCUGUAGGUCAGAUACCCUUGUAACUGUUGGUGUUUGUUCAAUUUCCAAAUGGAAAAUGAUAACAGUAGAAAUGCUCUGCUCGUACACAUUAAAAACAUCUCACAAGGUGCAUUACUGAGUC
Haplochromis burtoni (Burton's mouthbrooder) is the source of this 4995-nucleotide messenger RNA. RefSeq names its product alpha-kinase 1 (gene alpk1). Bases 1 to 3321 code for a protein of 1106 amino acids. The record is from RefSeq and is a predicted model, not a curated record. Lineage: Eukaryota; Metazoa; Chordata; Actinopteri; Cichliformes; Cichlidae. Gene Ontology annotation, molecular function: protein serine/threonine kinase activity; ATP binding. Gene Ontology annotation, biological process: protein phosphorylation. The transcript has 13 exons.